Messenger RNA from Micromonas pusilla CCMP1545, 1269 nucleotides. RefSeq lists its product as uncharacterized. Gene Ontology annotation, molecular function: adenyl-nucleotide exchange factor activity. The coding region runs from base 1 to 1269 and encodes 422 amino acids. NCBI's taxonomy places the organism in Eukaryota, Viridiplantae, Chlorophyta, Mamiellophyceae, Mamiellales, Mamiellaceae. The transcript is spliced from 2 exons. Gene Ontology annotation, cellular component: endoplasmic reticulum. The record is from RefSeq and is a predicted model, not a curated record.
AUGGCGGCGCUCGGGCGCGCGCUCGUCCUCGCGCUCGCCGUCGUCCUCGCCGUCGCGCCCGCGCAGACGCGCGCGGGGGGGGUCCAGCCCGUGGGCGAGGUCAAGGACUGGGAUCUCGGUACGUCGUCCGCGACGACGACGACGACGACCGACGGCGAAGGCGGCGGCGAAGAAGCGCGGAUGUCCAUGCAGGAGCUCUUCAACUGGGCGAUCGAGCACUCGGACCCGGAGCGCCUUCGCGAGAUGGCGGAGAAGGUCAAGAACGGCGAAGACGUCGUCGGCGGCGGCGACCGCGACCGCGACCGCGACCGCGGCUCCCUGCCCGACCCCUUCUCCGCGUCGUCGUCGAGCGCGCGCGUCGUCGAUCGGCGAUGGACGGAGGACGAGCUGUCCCAGAAGCGCGCGGACGUCCGCGAAGCCCUGGACGCGCUCGCGGCGCACCCGACGGAGCAGACGUACAUCAAGCUCGCGCACGCGGUGUACGCGGACGCGACCGCGCCGGUGGAGCGGCGACUGGAGGCGCUCGAGACGCUCACGGAGCUGAUCCGGCCGGUGGACAACGCGAACGAUCUCCACGUGCUCGGCGCGUUCUAUCUCACACUGGUUCCCAUACGACCGCGUCGGCGUGACGUCAACGCAUACGACUCGGUGGAGGCGAAACUCGCGACGAUCGCCGUCAACGAGAGCGCGCCGGAGCUUCGACGACGCAAGGCGUUCUUCGCGCUGUCGCAGAUGGUGCGCGACGACCACGUGUGCAGGCGGUCGUUCUUCGCGGCGGGGGGGGCGACCGCGCUGUUGCAGCUGUUGCACCCGAACGCGAACCCGGGGCUGCGCGUGAAAGCCGCGACGCUCGCGGCGGAUCUGUUCGCGUCGCCCGAUCCGGAGCAGCACGCCCGCGAAGGCGCUCGCUUCGACGAGAUUCAUCACAAAGAAGCGAGGGCGCUGAAGCACACGGCGAUGCCGCACUUGAUUCACAUGACGACGGGAGGGAGCGCGGACGCGCGCGAGAAGGCGAUGCACGCCGUGCGAGCCGCGUUGGACGCGGACGCCGGCGACGACGAAGAGAGCGCGGCGAGCACGCACCGCGCGGCGAGGCGCGCGGGCGGCGCCGAGGCGUUCGAGGCGCUCGCGGAAUUCUUCGAGGAGGCGGCGAAGGGAAACGAGGACACGCGGGAGUACCACGCGACGUUAGCGCGCGACGCGGGGUCGGUCGCCGCGCGAUUAGCGCGCGAGACCCACCGCGGAGGUAUCCACCACGUCGAGUUAUGA